Mycotypha africana is the source of this 1129-nucleotide messenger RNA. RefSeq lists its product as uncharacterized. The transcript is spliced from 6 exons. Bases 153 to 983 code for a protein of 276 amino acids. Gene Ontology annotation, molecular function: protein binding. NCBI's taxonomy places the organism in Eukaryota, Fungi, Mucoromycota, Mucoromycetes, Mucorales, Mycotyphaceae. The record is from RefSeq and is a predicted model, not a curated record.
AAAAAAGAAAAAAAAAAAAAAAAAAAAAAAAGUCAAAAUGUAUUAAAUGAAGAGCUAGAAAAUGCUAAGGGUCAUAUAAAUAGAUAUACUAACAAUAGACGAUAUAUGAAAUUUCUUCUUUGCUUUGUUACAACUCUUCAUCCACUGUAGCUAUGCAUCUUCUCAACACAAUCACCGUCUAUUUGCCUUUAUUGACAUGUAUCAUCAGCAUUGCAGGAUGGAUUACAACAUUUGUUGGUCUCUGUAUAUCAAGUAGAUUCACUCAUAGAACUACUUGGUGGACUAUAAUCUUCGAGCUUAUUAUGAUUACACUGUCAUGUGGAGUCUUUUGGACCCAGACAUUGAGACUAUAUUCACCAGUUGUGUUGUGCUUGAUUGCAAUCAGUUUCUCCUAUGUUACUGAAGAGAUAGAUCUUUACUUAUAUAGCGACAAAAUAUCCUUGAUGGUAGCAGCCAUUGGCUAUAUUACAAUGUUGGUCAUACAAUUCAUUUGGAUCUUUCUAUAUGGGACUCAAGAAGAUGAUUUUAUGCUUCACGGAUUUAGAGAACUUCCGUCGAGCGGGAGUUUUGCUAGUAGCCGCCAACAGCAAAGAGAGCAAUACUCAGUCAACAACAAUGCCACUAGAAUAAAAAAAGCGGCCAAUAAUACUUCUGUUGAUACUGCUCAGGCCAUGUCUCAGUAUUAUGCCACGCCUUCAACUUCUGUUCAUGAUUCUCUUUUUGUGCCCAGCCCAAUGAAAGAACCAACAAUAAAUAACUGUGCGCAGCAAAAUACGAUCUACUUAUCACCUAAUACAGAUUACACACUUCCUGUAGUGGCUAUUCAUAAUUAUACAGCGAACAAGGAAGAUCCUUUCGAGUUAUCAUUCAACAAAGGUGAAAUUUUGUAUGUUCAUGAAAAAAUAGGGAGUUGGUGGCAGGCUAAGAAGAUGACUGGAGAAAUUGGUAUGAUACCGAGCAACUAUGUAACUGCUCGAGAGUAACUCUGACACUGGCUUUUGUUUUAACAGCAUUGGGAUAUUUUUUUAAGCGUGAGUGUGAGACCAAGUUACCACGCAGAUUAAAACGACCAGUAUUACAUCAUUUCUUUAAUUUUUUUUUGUUUGUGCCUCUUCACGUACUAAUAGCA